AUGGCCCACGGACUCUCUACCCUUCAGCUCAGCGGCGUGGCCCUGAUAGUAUUCUUAGCAUUGCUGGUGCUCAAAAGGCGAACCAAGCAGCUCAAAGUGAGUGUUCCACCUGGACCAAAACCACUGCCGAUUAUUGGGAAUUUCCUUGAUCUCCCAUCCAAAGGUACACCCGAGUAUCUGCACUGGUUUAAACACAAAGAUGCCUAUGGUCCUAUCAGCUCCAUCAACGUUAUGGGGCAGACACUCGUCAUAUUCCACGACCAGGACGCUGCCUACGCUGUCAUGGGCAAAAAAGCCCAAAAGACGGCAGCCCGACCCCAGUUGAAUUUUGCUCAGCUAUGUGGCUUCGAGAACUUCCUCAUCACACAUCAAUAUAACAAAAAAUACCGCCUGCACCGGAAGAUGGUUCAACAGGAGAUUGGAACCAAGGGUGUAUCUGCUGGCUUCCGCCCCAUCCAGGAGCAUGAAUCUAUACAUUUCAUUCUUCAGACCUUCAAACGACCUGACGAUAUCUUGGUCCACUUGAAACUUUUCGCUGCUGCCAUCAUUUUGAAGCUCACCUAUGGCUACACCAUUGAGCGUGAAAGUCGCGACCCAUUAGCCGAGCUGAUUGAGCAUGCCAUGGACAAUUUAUCCUUGGCAUUUGUGCCACUUUCGUGGGCCAUUGAUUCUGUGCCUGCUAUUAAAUAUCUUCCUGACUGGUUCCCUGGUAUGUCUUACAGGAAGACAGCGCAGGAGUGGAAGCUCUUCAACGAGGCCGCUGCCGAUUUGCCAUAUGACUUUGUCAAACGCCAGGUGCAACACAAAGCCCAUAUUCCUUCAUACGUCUCCAACUUGAUCGAGCAGAACAUGCUCAAGUCGGAUACAAAUGAGGUGAUAGUGAGUCCGGAGGAUGAAGAGGCGAUCAAGUGGACCGCCGUCAGUCUUUAUGCCGCAGGCUCUGACAGCUCAGUGGCAAUCAUCGAGAGCGUUAUCUGUGGUCUUGUCAUGUUUCCAGAGGUUGUCAAAAGGGCACAGGAAGAAAUUGAUCGAGUUGUCGGCUCCGAUAGGCUCCCAAACUUUGACGACAGAAUCAACCUGCCUUACGUCGACGGCAUUAUCAAGGAAGCUUGGCGAUGGAAUCCCGUGGGACCGAUGGGCUUAGCACACAAGUCUGAGGAAGAUAUUUUUUAUGGAGAAUAUCUCAUCCCUGCCGGCUCGAUUCUCCUUCCUUCUCUAUGGUGGUUUUUGAACGACCCGAAAGAUUACCCCGAACCGCGAGUUUUCAAGCCAGAGCGAUACAUGGAGCCCUUCAACAAUCCAGACCCCAGUGACAUCGCGUUUGGUUAUGGUCGACGAUCUUGCGCUGGUCGUUUCUUUGCGGAUGCGAGCGUGUACAUCGCGGUGGUUCACCUGCUAGCUGUUUUCGACGUUCGCAAGGCGUUAGACGACCAAGGAAAUGAGAUCCCUGUCACCCUGGAGACCCAUCCGGGUAUGGUCAAUCGUCCUGCCCCAUUCAACUUCAAGGUCGAGCCCCGCAGUCAACGUCACAUUGACCUCCUUCGCCGUAUCGAGUCUGAGCAGCCACCUGAGGCUAGCCACGCGAGCCUUCUCAAACCGAGUCCGAUUAAUGCCAGUCCUGUGUAG
Penicillium paradoxum is the source of this 1626-nucleotide messenger RNA. It is a transcript of the gene fmaG, whose product is annotated as cytochrome P450 monooxygenase fmaG. The coding region runs from base 1 to 1626 and encodes 541 amino acids. Gene Ontology annotation, molecular function: iron ion binding; monooxygenase activity; heme binding. The transcript has 2 exons. The record is from RefSeq and is a predicted model, not a curated record. NCBI's taxonomy places the organism in Eukaryota, Fungi, Ascomycota, Eurotiomycetes, Eurotiales, Aspergillaceae.